GGGGUGUCGCUGGGAGGGGCAGCCCUCCUGGGGGGUGCCCAGAAGGCAGAGAGUUCCCGCCCGCGCCAGCCACAUGCAAUGUUCCUCCCCUGGCAGCGGGUGGUACAGUCCGGCCAGCGCGUCCCGUUGCUAGGGCACGGUCACGUGCACCCUGAUGCCCCCCCGGAGCGGUACGCGGGAGCCGUAGCCCCGGGCGCCGAUUAAUCGAAGCUGCCAUGGCCGAUGGAGUCGGGACGGGAGAGGAAGUAGGAGCCAUUUUGGUCCGGGUUCAAGAAGACCUUCACCAGCUUAAGGACAAACUGACAAGCAUCAACCUUGAACAAAAUGGAGAGGGUGUGGAUGUUCAUGUUCUUGAAACAGCCAUUGAAAGAACUGAAAUUGGGCUUAGAAAACAUGCUGAGAAUUAUUUAAAUGCCAUAAAUAGAAGUGUGUUGACUAUUCCCUAUACUGAUGAAAAAGAAAUGUAUUUAGAACAGCCCCCCAAAUGGAGGCUUCCUAUUGGUGCUGCUCAGAAGCAGUUUAUUUUUCCACGGGUGCCUGUUAAACCUCUGACUGCCCAGCCAUGUGGCAGAUCAGCACCACGUAUUUCUCCAGGUUCACAGCACAAGCUUGCAAUGAAUGUGAAAAUCAUGUAUGAUCCAGGGGACACCAGUAAUAGAGUUCUUUUAAAACAGAACUACGGAAUCAGUUUGCCACUUAUUAAUAAGAGAAAAUCAGCUCCUGUAUGCACUCAGAAGAUAGUGAAAGGCCCUACAGUUGGUAACCUCUCGGUUUUGCCUGCCUCUCAUCAAAUGGAUUCUCCCUUACCUAUAUUAGAAAGGGAUGCAAGGAAAGGUAUUCUGAAUCUAAUUGAGCGAAGGCUAAUUCCACCAGCAGCAAAGAUUACACUUGAGUCACCUCCUGUUUUACCCAAAGCAGCUCCUCUCCAUGAAUUUCACAAACAGCACAAGAAGCCAGUUGUAGGAGGGAUUGGUAGUAAGGUGGACUUUGCUGGUACAGACAUCUUCAUCUUUCCAGACUCACAAAGAGGUCCCGAUGACUCAUAUUCCUCAAACAAAGGUAGCAUUGCUCCACCUCCGUCCAGCAGCUCCAUGGCUUCAGCUAAGAAAUCAAAGCGAUUAUGGACACAACCAGCUCAAGGGCUGGAGUUGAUAAAUUGCACUUCCCCUCCGCCAAAGAGCCCACAUAUGAUGCCACCUCAGCCCUUACAGAAUACAUUUUUGGAUUAUGAUAUAACUAUUUACAAUGGCACUAUAGAUCAUAAGGCUCCAGAUUUCCUGGCAUUCAAGCAGCACUAUUGUUUAGCCUGGGGAAGUAUUCUUUCUUUCUUGGAAUAUGUUGAGAAGCUUCUCAAGGACUAUGCAGUACCAUUGGCUAUAAUAAAGAGUAAGAAGUUGAUGGAACUCGUAUCGGACUUUGAACUUAACCAGAGGCCAACCAGAGAUGACCUUCUGUCGGUGAUAAAGAACCGGACAACUGUGAAAAGGAUCUUAAAUCAACCUGGCCAGAGAUACAAAGGGCAACAUGGUACUGAAAUGGCUGCCACAAAGAUCCAAGCAACAUGGAGGCGCUAUACGGCCAGAAAAGCCUACAUCCAUUUCAGGCAGCAGCAGUGGGCAUCAGGUGUGAUUGCCAUUUCUUGGCUCUUGCAUAGUCACAUGGCACGUGUAAAAAAGACCCUGAAGGAAUCACGUCAGAGACACCUGGAGAAUUUUUACAUCAGGGCCAAGCAUCUGGCAGCCAACUGGAAUCGCAUCAGGACCUCCAGGAGGACUAUUAUCCAUAUCCCAUCAUUAGGGUAUUCCCAGUGCAUUCGUGAGGCUGCUCCUGAUUUUGCUCUUCAGCAGAAUUUGCAGAUGGGGAGGCUGUGUGACAUACUAGAUGCCAACGUUGACGUCAUCUACAUCUGCCCCCUUCAUCUGAGUGAGGAGUUACUGCAGUAUUACAAUAAACUCCUGGGUCUGCAGGCAGCUGUUAGAUCUGGGAACCCUGCGGACAUGGGUGACCUGCAGGACAGGUUCAAAAUUCUCACCCCUGAAGCUAUAAACAGCUUCCCAGGCCAUCACAUGUGCCUGGCCACUCAGCUGAAGUACAGUCCCAAGACAAUCAAAAGAAUAAAAAAUCUCAUCCAAGGCAAAGAAGCCUACAUCAUUGGUGGACUUCCUCACAAAGAUGAUUUAGCAGUGGCUGACAUAUUAAAUGUGCCCAUAUUGGGCUCUGAGCCAGAAGUAGCUCAUCUCUAUAGAACUAAGUCCGGAAGUAAAAGAAUCUUUGCUAGUGCUUGUGUGCCAAUACCUCCGGGAGAAUAUGACAUCUAUAACCAUCGACAGAUGCUUGAAGUUCUGAGUCAGCUGAUCAUAGAUAACCUGGGAGUGAGGCGUUGGUUGUUUAAAGUGGACAAUGGAUUUGGAGGAAACGGCACCGCAUAUUGUGACAUUGCCAGGCACCUGAAAUGCUACCAUUGGGCCCAGAAGGAAUGCCAGAGAUAUAACACUGAGAUGUGGAGGAAGAAAUGGGCACACGAGCCAGCUUUGGUGAAGAUCUCCCAGGAGCUCCCGGGCCUUUUAGCACAGCACGCACAGCCAGUCAAUGAGAAACGAUUUCCUACAUGGGAAAAAUUCCUCCAAACAUUUCUUAGUCAAGGCGGUGUGAUAGAAGCCUUUCCACCCUCAGAAAAUGUCACCAACCUUACAGUGGAUAUGCUGAUAGAGCCAAUGGGAGACAUAAGGAUAGUUUCAUCCGGAGAUCAGAUCCAUGCAGAUGGUCCUUUGCAAUCAUCUGGCACCACUGUUCCACAGUGUUCAGUUGAUCCAGCAGUUCUUAAUUCAUUAUGUUUAAAAAUUGGAGAGGCCUGCAAAUCCAGAGGGGUGCUUGGCUACUUCUCAGUUGACCUUGUAACUUUCAUCCACCCGCAAACAAUGGAGCAGCAGGUGUGGGUAACAGACCUUGACCUUUGCUACAGUGACCAGCUGGCCUUCACUCAGAUCAUGUUGUAUGUGACGAAUGGCAAUCUGGAUGGGUGCUCUAGCCGUUUUGAAGUACCACUUACGUGGAAGAAAACAAAAAGUCACAGUGUUCAGAGUGAGGAGGCAGAAACUCCAUCUCCAGUAAGCAGCCGCUAUGCAGUCAUGAGCAGUCAGCUGAGGCACUCCAACCUUUCAGUAAUUUACUAUAGUGUUCUCCUCCAGAUAUGUAAGGCUCAUGGCAUUGGAUUUGAUGUCCAGGAAAAACAAGGAACAAUUUUUAUACUGUAUGAAGAUCGCAAGCGGUGCAGAUUGGGAAUGAUAACAAUCGGAGAGGAUCUCCAGGGGGUCCUCAUGACCUUUGCUCACAAUCUCUUCAUCAUCCAUCAAGAAAUAUCAGCACCUAAUAUGCAAGGCGAGACCAAUUUUAAGGUAGCAGUUCAAGAUAUUGAAGCAAUUCUGGGAAUAACAGCAGAAAACCAACUGAAAUUUGAAGAAGAGGAAUCCUCCAAAGAAGAUGCUCCCCAAGAAUAGUUGACUGAAAUUUUAAAACUUUUUCUUUAAGCCUCUAGGAAAAACUUCCUCAUUCUCAGGAAUGCAGGAAAGAAAUAAGUUACGUGUUUUGUUGUCCUUGUCUAUUGUUGAAUGAAUAUUAGCUUAGACUGGGAAUUUUCAUGAUUACUGAGUGAGCUUAAAUUCUUUGUAAAACAGUAACUAAACUAUCCCUGGUUGUGCAAAGGGAAAUCUUGGUGAAGAACAGAGGAACAAAAUAAAGGUCCAUUUUCUUA
This is a messenger RNA of Malaclemys terrapin pileata, 3751 nucleotides long. RefSeq names its product IQ motif containing H (gene IQCH). The record is from RefSeq and is a predicted model, not a curated record. Bases 216 to 3497 code for a protein of 1093 amino acids. The transcript has 21 exons. NCBI's taxonomy places the organism in Eukaryota, Metazoa, Chordata, Testudines, Emydidae. Gene Ontology annotation, molecular function: protein binding.